UGCAUCUGAAUGGCGAUAAGGAAACAUUUAAUUUGAACUUUAAAUAUUACAAGAAUGUCGGGUACCACAGGUAAAUAUAGCCAUGAAGUGGAGGUGUUUUAGGAUUUCCCGGAACAGGUAAAAUGGCUGCGGCCCCCAUACCAGAGCUGCCUCCGGGGAAGACAUACCACGCGUACAUAGUGUACAAGACGGACUCGCCAGAUAGCAUAGUCGCUUUUGAUAUCGUGUCCUGUCUGGAGAGCCAGUAUGGAAUGGCAUGCUGCAUCCAGGACAGGGAUUUCCUGCCUGGGUUAGCUAUUGUUGACAACAUCGAUUUAUUUCUUCAGAGAUCAUUUAAAAUUGUUAUUCUUCUGUCAGAAGCAUCACUCGCGUCUCAAUGGGUCGAACACGAAUUGAACGUGGCACUGUACCUGCAUUUGCAGAAAGACGGUGGUCUCCAACAGCAGAUUAUUCCGGUGAAACUGGAUUCUUGUCAAUUACCUCCCAAAAUUGCGUUUAUAUAUUCUAUGAAUACCGAGAAUGUACCAAAGAAAAUCUGGAUGAAAAAACUCGCAUUGGCAGUCAAAUGUACAGAAGGAUUGGAAAAUCUGUACGGACGAGGAGAAGGACUGGAAAAUCUGUACGGACGAGGAGAAGGACUGGAAAGUUUGUAUGGACGAGACGUACCUCUUGUCGACUGCAUAUAUUCUCGACAUCAAAACGGAGAAAACGGUAGUCAUGAAAUGCAAUUGUCAGAGGAAAGCCUUUGUGCUGUUGGUAAUCUUAUUUACGGCGGUACAAAAAUUGCAAAGUGUUUUCGGGUCGGCCACAGUUACGUCAUCACAACAGCGAAGGCGGCAAAUCAGAUUGGAAGUGUGGAAACACAGAGGAUUGACGGUAGUGUUGAGUUUCCUUUGAAUGCUAAUUCAACAAGAAAUAAAAAGAAAUUUCGUCUGAAAUCUUUGAAGUUCAUGGACGAGGAUCUUGAUGUUGCAAUCAUAAAAUUUGAGAAAACAAUUUUCAGAAGACCGCCAAGGAGACUUUGCUUAUCGUCAGAUUCUGAAUCAUCUGCAAAUUUUACAGACGUCUACCGAACGUGUGAGAUGGGAAGUCCAUGUAUUGUUGAUGGAAACUCAACAGUACGAGCCAUGAGUCUAGAGGCUGGGGACGGAAGAAGGGCGGUUAAGGCUGUGAAGAUGGCAGCAUUACUAGGCGCACUUGGUCGGUCAGAUUUACACGACUUUGCGAGGAAAUUGUUUGAAUGAACUUCUUAUGUAAUAAUAUUCAAAAGACAAUUUUCAUUGAAGGUGACCAACAAAAAUAGAUAAUAAUAAUAAAAAAAAAGAUUAUCAUUAAAUGUUGCGAUGAUAUAUUCUGAUUUUUAAAUACUAGUAGUUUGGUCAAACUGUUUUCAUUGUAGUUGUAAGUAUCAAUAUGUUUUACUAUAAACAUAAAUUAAAACUUAGUUGUGUCCUUUAGCUUCUGAUAUAGGGUUGAGAGGCAUAGUCCAAUACUUUAUCACAAUUCAUACAUUACAAACAUAGAGAAUUUAUAGUUAGUCAUUGCUUUGUAUUGACAUACGUGUAAUUGACCUAGCAUUGCCCUUUAUAGAACAUAAACAUACCGUGCAUUGUUUGUUAACAUUACAAAUGAUCACGUGUCCAUUCGUGAAAUUGUUUUAAUGACAAAACGAUGACACUUUUGUCCCGGACAAACAUUAUUAGAAUUGUGUGUGUUGGAAUACCAAAUUAUUAUUAGGGCCUUGAAUCGAGGAUACAGAUGUCCUAUAGUAAACGCUCUAUCCUUCUGUCUGUCUGUCCUUACAUUUUUGGCUAUUACAUUGGUAUUUAUUUACCAAAUAUAUGAAACUUAGUUAAGAUGUUUAGUUCACAAAAAUGCACACUUAGCUAAAAUGUCAAGGUCAAACGUCAAGGUAAUCGGGCUCAAAGGUCAAGAUCAAAUUUUGCAUUCCUUCACAGAUAAACAUUUUGUCAUGAUAUAAUGAAGCAAAGUUGUUCAGAAUUAAACCAAGGAGUCUACUCACCAAAGGUCAAGGUCAUCGAGUCAGAUGUCAAGGUCAAUGUUCAAGGUCAAAUUUUGUAGUUUUUCACUGAAUAUUUUGUUAUGACUUUUUAAAGUAAGGUUUGUUGGAAUUUAACGAGGAGUCAACUUGCCAAAGAUCUGGGUCAUCGGGUCAAAGUCGCAGGGUCAAAGGUGAAGCUCAAAUUUUGUAGUUCUUUACUAAAGAACAUUUUGUAGUGACACCAUGAAGAAGUAUUUGUUAGAAUUAAGCAAGGAGUCAACUUACCAAAGGUCAUGGUCAGCAGGUCAAAGUCAAGGUGAAAUUUAAUAACUUUUUAUUGAUGAAUAUUUUGUUAAGACACUAAAUAUAGUAUGUAGCAAUGUUGGUUAGAUUUUAACUAGUAGUCAACUGACCAAAGGUCAAGGUCACAUGGUCAAAGGUCAAGGUUAAAUUGGUAUCUUUCCACUGAUGAAUGUUUUGUUAUGAUGCUUUGAAGAAAUGUUGGUUCGAAUUAAAUGAGUGAACUGACUAAAGGUCAAGGUCACAGGAUCAAACGCCAAAGUCAAAUUUCAUAAAUUUUAACUGAUGAACCUUUAUUAUGACAAUAUGAAGCAAUGUUUGUUGGAAUUAAACAAGGAGUCAACUGACCAAAGCUCAAAGUCACUGGGUCAAAAGUCAAAGUCCCUGGGUCAAAGGUCAUGGACAAAAAUUGUAUAUUUUGCUGAUGAAGGCUUUUUAUGGUCCAGUAUCUAUUCACUGAGGAACAUUUUGUGAUGCCGUGAUGCUUCAAAAUUGUCCACAAUUAAACAAGGAGUCUACUGACCAAAGCUCAAGUUAACUGGGUCAAAAUUCAAGGUCAAUGGGUCAAAGGUCUGGGGAAAAUAUUGUAUAUUUUUACUGAUGAAGAUUGUUUAAAAUUCCGAUUUUUCACUGAUGAACAUUUUGUUGUGACACUAUGAAGCGAUGUUGGUUCAUUACAACAAGGAGUCAACUGACGUAAGGUCAAGGUCAAUUGGCCAAAGGUCAAGGUCCAAUUUUGUACCUUUUCACUGAUGAACAUUUUGAAAACUAGUUUGAGUUCAUUUUUGUACAGGACAACGCACUGAUCUUUAUGAUCAAGGCACAUAUAUGAUUUUUUCUUCUAGGCUGAACUUUGAAAUAGACAGAGUCUAUUCGUUAUUUUGCAUUGUGUCCAUCACGAACAUUUUUCAAAGAUAUGAUUUAAAUAUUUGCAAUCGUAUCAAUAGAUAUUGUUUAAUCGUACAUUUUAUUAUUUAUGACUAUAAACAACUGCUGUAGCAUAUAACGACAUUCAAAAAUACAUUGAAUUCUAUGGAAACAUCAUUUAAACAUGCGGUUAUGUAGCUCUUUUACGGCAUGCCCUAGAAUAGCUCAAUAAAAAAUGCCCAUAGAGCUGCUAUCCCCGUAAAAUUACGUUUUGCUGGUCGCGUGCUAUCCCCGUAAAAUUACGUUUUAGUCCCUCCAUAGUGGAAUCCCCGCCUGAAGUAAUCAAUUUUGUAAAAAAUGAUUAAAAAUUACAUAAAAACUUACAUUUGAAGUAAGUUUAGAUUCCUAUCUAAGUACGAACCAUACAAGAAAACCAAACUCGUAAUCACAAGUGAGAAAUACGGUCGUUUGUUUGAGAAACAUGGUAUUUCCCCAAAACGGCGGUAUUUUUAGCCCACAAAACGUCACCAAAAGCAGGGAUGUGUAUUCUAAUUAAUUACGUCAUAUCUCCGGGAUUUCCGCGCUGAAAAUGGCCGACACAGAUGUGCAGAUUUCCACACGUUUACACAGUAUGUUACUCGUUCAGAUGUGAUUUUCAUGCAUCGUAAACAAUUAUCAAUGUUCAUUUGUUUCAAAAUAAUAUAUAUAGAUAUUCGUAUUAUGUUUAAAGCUGCGGAAUCCCGCAGAAUAACGAUUUCUAUGAUAACUAAUUGGAUAAGCACGCAGUGAUAAUGACGUCACUGAAACUGCGGUGUCGACCCGAGGUCUGCACAGUUAGCUUGCAUUUUGCGUUGUUCCAUAAUAUCUAUCGCGUUUUGAGACUAUUAAAUGUCUGAAACUCGAA
Pecten maximus is the source of this 4073-nucleotide messenger RNA. RefSeq lists its product as uncharacterized. The transcript has 4 exons. The record is from RefSeq and is a predicted model, not a curated record. Gene Ontology annotation, biological process: signal transduction. NCBI's taxonomy places the organism in Eukaryota, Metazoa, Mollusca, Bivalvia, Pectinida, Pectinidae. Bases 123 to 1244 code for a protein of 373 amino acids.